Messenger RNA from Apodemus sylvaticus (European woodmouse), 1959 nucleotides. RefSeq names its product ephrin type-A receptor 7. NCBI's taxonomy places the organism in Eukaryota, Metazoa, Chordata, Mammalia, Rodentia, Muridae. Gene Ontology annotation, cellular component: neuron projection. The coding region runs from base 1 to 1959 and encodes 652 amino acids. The transcript has 13 exons. Gene Ontology annotation, biological process: axon guidance; protein phosphorylation. The record is from RefSeq and is a predicted model, not a curated record. Gene Ontology annotation, molecular function: ATP binding; transmembrane-ephrin receptor activity; protein binding.
AUGAUUGGAGGAUCGGCUUCUGAAGGCAGUAGUGAAUCUUAUUUUUACAACGAGAUGAUGGUGCUUUUGAUUAACUCCUGUGGCCGCAGGUUCUACAAAUCUUCCUCUCAGGAUCUCCAGUGUUCUCGUUGUCCAACCCACAGUUUUUCCGACCGCGAAGGAUCAUCGCGGUGUGAAUGUGAAGAUGGGUACUACAGAGCUCCUUCUGAUCCGCCAUAUGUCGCAUGCACGAGGCCUCCCUCUGCACCACAGAACCUUAUUUUCAACAUCAAUCAAACGACUGUAAGUUUGGAAUGGAGUCCUCCAGCUGACAACGGGGGAAGGAACGAUGUCACGUACAGAAUCCUGUGCAAGCGGUGCAGUUGGGAGCAGGGGGAAUGUGUGCCGUGCGGAAGUAACAUUGGAUACAUGCCCCAGCAGACAGGAUUAGAGGAUAACUAUGUCACCAUCAUGGACCUGCUCGCCCAUGCAAAUUACACUUUUGAAGUCGAAGCUGUAAAUGGAGUUUCAGACUUAAGCAGAUCCCAGAGGCUCUUUGCAGCUGUCAGCGUAACCACCGGUCAAGCAGCUCCCUCGCAAGUCAGUGGGGUCAUGAAGGAGCGAGUGCUGCAGAGGAGUGUGGAGCUUUCCUGGCAGGAACCAGAGCAUCCCAAUGGAGUCAUCACGGAGUAUGAGAUCAAGUAUUAUGAGAAAGAUCAAAGAGAAAGGACAUACUCAACACUGAAAACCAAGUCCACCUCCGCCUCCAUUAAUAAUCUGAAACCGGGAACAGUGUAUGUUUUUCAGAUCCGGGCGUUCACUGCUGCUGGGUAUGGAAAUUACAGCCCCAGGCUUGAUGUUGCCACACUUGAGGAAGCUUCAGCGACAGCAGUCUCCAGCGAACAGAAUCCUGUCAUCAUAAUUGCUGUGGUGGCUGUAGCAGGGACCAUCAUCUUGGUGUUCAUGGUGUUUGGCUUCAUCAUUGGAAGAAGGCACUGUGGUUAUAGCAAGGCUGACCAAGAAGGGGAUGAAGAGCUCUACUUUCAUUUUAAAUUUCCAGGCACCAAAACCUACAUUGACCCUGAAACCUAUGAGGACCCAAAUAGAGCUGUCCAUCAAUUCGCCAAGGAGCUAGAUGCCUCCUGUAUUAAAAUUGAGCGUGUGAUUGGUGCAGGAGAAUUUGGAGAAGUUUGCAGUGGUCGUUUGAAACUUCCAGGGAAAAGAGAUGUUGCAGUGGCCAUAAAAACCCUGAAAGUUGGUUACACAGAAAAACAAAGGAGGGACUUUUUAUGCGAAGCAAGCGUCAUGGGGCAGUUUGACCACCCAAAUGUCGUCCAUUUGGAAGGGGUUGUCACAAGAGGGAAGCCCGUCAUGAUCGUGAUAGAGUUCAUGGAAAAUGGAGCCCUGGACGCAUUUCUCAGGAAACAUGAUGGGCAGUUUACAGUCAUUCAGUUGGUGGGCAUGCUGAGAGGCAUUGCCGCUGGGAUGCGAUACUUGGCUGAUAUGGGAUACGUUCACAGGGACCUUGCAGCGCGCAACAUCCUUGUCAACAGCAAUCUUGUUUGUAAAGUGUCAGAUUUUGGCCUGUCCCGGGUUAUAGAGGAUGAUCCUGAAGCCGUCUACACAACCACUGGUGGAAAAAUUCCAGUAAGGUGGACUGCACCUGAAGCCAUUCAAUACCGGAAAUUCACCUCGGCCAGUGAUGUGUGGAGCUAUGGGAUUGUCAUGUGGGAAGUAAUGUCUUAUGGAGAACGACCUUAUUGGGACAUGUCGAAUCAAGAUGUCAUUAAAGCAAUAGAAGAAGGUUAUCGCUUACCAGCACCCAUGGACUGCCCAGCUGGUCUUCACCAGCUAAUGCUGGAUUGUUGGCAGAAAGAACGGGCAGAAAGGCCAAAGUUUGAGCAGAUAGUCGGCAUUCUAGACAAAAUGAUUCGAAACCCAAGUAGUCUGAAAACACCCCUGGGAACUUGUAGUAGGUAA